This is a messenger RNA of Lathyrus oleraceus (garden pea), 727 nucleotides long. RefSeq lists its product as uncharacterized. The transcript is spliced from 2 exons. The record is from RefSeq and is a predicted model, not a curated record. Lineage: Eukaryota; Viridiplantae; Streptophyta; Magnoliopsida; Fabales; Fabaceae. The coding region runs from base 168 to 542 and encodes 124 amino acids.
AAAAUAGAAUAAGACCUUAUGUGUAGCUGUAAGUAAUGUAAGGAUAACAUCAUCUUUACUAAAAUAUCCUCCUCCCAAACAUUAUCUCAAGCAAACUAGUUGAACACCCUGAACCAAAACUAUCUUUCUGAAGAUAAGUUUUCCACAGUGAAGAACUAGGCUUCACCAUGACUUGCCUCCACCUCCACGCUUCAUUGUUUCCCAUGCAUGCAAAACUCAAACAGCAGCAACAACAUCAUGUAGGGAUGGAGCAUACUACAAAACUACUCUGGGGUGAGCCAAGCAUGACUAAUCCACAUUGCAAGAGCUUUUCUUCAGCAAGUUCAUUGAGGACCAAGGCAAUUCCAGAUUUCAUUGUUGUUGCUGCUACUUCUCCGCCCAAACCCCGUGACCCAUCUACCUUUCUUCCAAUAAGUCUCCUGCUUGUAUCAGUAUACUUCAUAUCAAAUUUCGUCGUGCCGGAUAUUCUUACCAAAUAUUUUGGAUUCGAUAAAGUGAAUGAAGAGAAGAAGGUUGAGGUUGAUGAUGUAGAGGAUGAGUAGACAGCACUACUGAUAUGAAGAAAAAAUUGAUUACUCUGUACCAAAGAUGCUAGAGAACAACAACUCUGUAGUUGUAUGAAUUUGUCUCUGUAUCUUUAGUUUGCAUUAAGAUAAUAAAAGGAAUGUGUGUUGUUCUAAACUUUGUAAUGAUUACAAUCUUGUGAAACCAAAAUGUUCUUGCACCA